UUCAUUCUCAUUUCUCCAUUCUCCAACACAAAAACAGCUAUAAGCUAAUUCUCUUGUCUCUCCAUUGCCCCAUUACCAGUACUUCUCCUCCUUAAUUACUAAGUUAACACCCAAAAUAUAUAUUCCCCUCCUAUUUCCUUUCCUCCUUCACCAAACAACUCCAUUGAUCCAAUGGCCAAUUUCACUUCCAUCACCCUCUCUUUUCUUCUCCUUCUCUUCGUCUUUUCAGGUAAUAAUGUAGGUGAUGCAACAGUAUUCACUCUCCAGAACCGUUGCGGCUACACGGUAUGGCCGGGAACGCUCUCCGGAAACGGCGCCGGAAAUCUCGGUGACGGCGGUUUUGUGUUACCUCCCGGUGAGUCAGUCCAGUUCACGGCCCCACCGGGUUGGUCCGGCAGGUUCUGGGGCCGAACCGGAUGCACCUUCGACAAAUCUGGAAAAGGCAAGUGCGCCACUGGUGACUGCGGCCCGCUAAAAUGCACCGGCGGCGGCGCGCCACCCGUGACGCUCGUCGAGUUUACCGUAGGCUCCACGUCAUCCGAGAAGGACUUCUACGACGUGAGCCUCGUCGACGGCUACAAUGUCGGGAUGGGAGUCAAGGCGGUCGGAGGAACCGGCGACUGCCAGUACGCCGGUUGCGUGGCCGACCUCAACGGAAACUGCCCUCCGGAGCUUCGGGUCACAGGUUCGAAUUCCGGGUCUGUGGUGGCGUGCAAGAGUGCAUGUGAGGCGUUUAAUGCGCCUGAAUUUUGCUGCACCGGGGACCACGCGACGCCGCAAACGUGCUCGCCCACGCAGUACUCCGCCAUGUUCAAGAAUGCAUGCCCAACGGCCUACAGUUAUGCUUACGAUGAUGCCACCAGUACUUGUACCUGUUCCGGUUCGGAUUACUUGAUCACGUUUUGUCCGACCGGGUCGUCCGGUUGAUUAUUGUAAGUCAUCGAAUAGGAGAGGUUAAUUAUUAUUAUUAUAAUUAUUAUCAGUCUUUUUCUUUUUAUUUUUUGACUUUUAAUAUCUGAAUAGGAAAGCGUAUUUAUUGAUUGGAUUGGGUUUAUAGUACGUAUCUAUUGAUUACGGUAUUGUUAAGCAAUUAAUGAU
This is a messenger RNA of Morus notabilis, 1098 nucleotides long. RefSeq names its product pathogenesis-related protein 5. The record is from RefSeq and is a predicted model, not a curated record. Bases 172 to 927 code for a protein of 251 amino acids. Gene Ontology annotation, biological process: defense response. Gene Ontology annotation, cellular component: extracellular region. The transcript has 2 exons. NCBI's taxonomy places the organism in Eukaryota, Viridiplantae, Streptophyta, Magnoliopsida, Rosales, Moraceae.